AUCCGGCUUUGGAACACCGCGAACUGCGUGCUGUCCCCGUCCCACGUGCGUUUGAAAAAGGAAAGGGAGCUCUAGCCAAGGUUUUGCCUCCCAACUGCAUCUAUCCCAAGAUCUAUGCUAAUUCCUUCCCAGAAGGCAAUUCAUGGCUGGAAGAGGCGGCAGAGGAAGGGGCCGGGGUGGUCACAUGACCUUCAAUGUUGAAGCUGUGGGCAUUGGAAAGGGUGAGGCCUUGCCCCCGCCCACUCUGCAGCCCUCUCCACUGUUUCCUCCCUUGGAAUAUAAACCAGUUCCCUUACAAACUGGUGAAGAGGUAGAAUAUAUGUUGGCCCUGAAGCAAGAACUGAGGGGCGCUAUGAAGAACCUGCCAUACUUCAUCAAACCGUCUGCUCCUAAGAAAGAUGUGGAGCGUUACUCUGACAAAUACCAGAUGUCUGGCCCUAUCGAUAACGCUAUUGAAUGGAGUCCAGACUGGAAACGGUUGCCUCAAGAAUUAAAAAUCCGAGUGCGGAAGAUUCGAAAGCAGAGAGUGACCAUCCUUCCCCCCAAGCGCAAAAGUCAGCUGCCAGUAGACAAGGAGGAAGCCAUCAAGAAACUGGAGACUCUGGAAAAAAAGGAGGAGGAGGUAACCUCUGAAGAGGAGGAGGAGAAAGAAGAGGGGGAGGAAGGGAAGGAGGAGGAAGAGGAAGAAUACGACGAGGAGGAAUAUGAAGAGGAGACAGAUUAUAUCAUGUCCUACUUCGAUAAUGGCGAAGAUUUUGGCGGUGAUAGUGACGACAACAUGGAUGAGGCCAUAUACUGAACAGUGACAGUGCCGUGGAGCUGCGGGUGCGAGCCUUUUCUGUCACACAACCCAAAUGACUCCUCUCCUGUUGAUCUUUUCUGUCACCUCUGGGAGGUUCCCAGAUGAUCCUCCUGACUUGGUUUUGGGGAUGUGGGAGUGUUUCUUUUGUCUCCACUGAAUUCCUUGGCCAGGAUUUUCCUUGACCUCCUGUUGCCUGUUUGGCCUCCAGAUGGUGCCAUUGAUCCAUUGUCCUGUCAGCCAUUUGUGUGGAUCACACAACUGGGCCAGCGCCCAUCAAAAUAACCAGCAUACAAGAGUUGUAUCUCUAUCUUCUCCCUCUUGCCUUGUGUCGGAGAAAGCAGAUUGGAUCAAGUAGAAAUCCUGGUUUUCUUUCACUGCCGCCUUUUGGAAUAGAAGAGAACAUCUCUCAAAAGAAAACAGCAACCUUCCAGAAACCAGCAGACGCUAACAUUGAGGGUAUACAUAUUCAAAUAUGUAUUUCAUUGGGGAGCCAAGGAAACAUUUCUUGAUAUUUAAUUUGCAACAAAACCUCUCACUUCAGCCUCUCUGGCUUGAAGUGCAGUGAUUUCUUAAGUCUGUUUUCUGCUAAUGUAAAAAGGGUGAGGGGUGCCAAGGAGAACAAAGGGUGUCCAUCUUUUUUAAAAAGACAGCAUUUUAAUGCCACAUUUUUAAAAACCAGGUAUCAUUCCCAUGUUUCAGUACUGUGAAUAUUGUGUGUGUUGGGAGGAGGGGGCGGUUACCAGCAUUUUUCAAGAAUUGGAAAGCAUCUCCCACAGUCCUCCGGGGUCCGUGACAGGAACCUUCACCUAAUACAUGUUUCUUGUGCUGUAAAUAAGUGGACCGUCCUAAUGUACAAAAACUGCUGUGAACGAGUGACCUUUAAUUUACAAUGGAUCUCUUUGGUGCUGCUGGACUCGAAUCUUGCUCUUUUUUAAAGAAGAUGCCUUGUUUUAGAACCUGGUGAGAGAAAGUAGGCUAAAGGAAAGCCUUUCUUAUUUAAAACAUUUUGAUUUUCCAAUAAAUAAAUAAAUAAAUUUGUCCAAAAUAGUUUAUGAGAAAAGAACCCUAAAAUAUGUUACAAUGUUAAAAUCAAUCUACCACAGUACAAAUAAAGCAGCAAUAGGAUAUAAACGAAGUAGAGACUUGGUUUUCUGCUUAUUUGCCCCACCACAACUGGGUGGUUUUUAUUUUCUUUGUUGUUACAAGACCCCCCCCCCCAAUGUAAAUGACAUCUUCGGUUUUAAAUUUUGCUUUGACGUUUGGUUAGCCUGCCAUUUUGCUACAUUCACACCUCAGCCAUUUUAGGCAUUCCGAGUGCCACAGUAGUAGAAUUCCUUUCCUUUUCAACUUAAAUUUUUAAUCCUGGUAGAUUUUUUAAUCCCUCCCCUUCUUCUAAGGAAAAUUUAGUGAGAUACAUGAUUUCCCUCUCCUCUGUUUUCUCUUUACCACAACCCUGCAAGGUAGGCUAGGCCCAAGAGAGAGUGAUUGGCUCAAGGCUACCCAGUGAGUAUUGUGGUUGAAUGGAGAUAUGACCCCCAGUUCCCCCAAACUUAAUGCAACACUCUGUCCCUUCACAUAUCACAUGGGCUUGUUGCUUUUGAAGCAAGUUAGGUGAUGGCCCUCUUUGUAUUUUCAACAGACUUGGCUGUGUGUGAAGUUUGAAUACUUGCCAAGCAUGGGGGGGGGGGGCUUGUAAAGGAACAAGAGCUCAGCACAGCAAGUAAAGAAAAGGCUUUUUUCCUGCUUUGCAGGGUGGGAGACCUUUUAUGCAUUUGUUGAAUUUCUGCCUGUUGCUCAAACACUCAAACAAACCCUGCCAAAGAGAAAAAAGGUAGUUACUAGUGUUUUCUCUGUGGGAAGUUGGAUUUCUUCCCUUAAAAUGACUUGAUAGUUGUCUUGAGCUCUUUUAUUGGCUCUGCGACUGCUUUUCAGCAGCAAGUGAAGUCUUUUCUGACAUUGAUCUUAAAUGACAGAGAUGCUUUAGCUGCUCAGAUGCUGUGCCUCCAGCUGCCACUAAAUGCAGAAGAGCAAGGCUGGUUUUAAAAGCAGGCAAUCCUAAAUUCCUGGUUGGAUAUUUUGAAGUGAAGUGAUAUUUUAAAUUGAGGUUUCCAGGAAACAAGAAUGAGAAAGAUAAACCUUGUCCUUUGGAUAUCAAACCGUCUGUUCAGAAAGUCUUUAUUCUUGAUGUUAGUGGCAAAGGACCUCUUUGUGAUUAAACAACGUUAAAGCAGAGGUAUUCUGCACAUUUUUAGAAACGCUCUCUAGCAGGGUUCCAAUGGAAACUGCCUACCAGAUAUUGUUUUGGGGGAAGAAUGCCUUUAGGAAGCUGGAACCUAAUUGGGCCGUAGUGUCAUUCUACAAGAAUCCACAACAUUCUUAAUGGAACCAGAUCAUCUGAAAAAAAAAACUGUGGUUAGGGGUCAUGAACUGAAUUGGGAAAGCAAGAGACAUGUCAGAUGGUUUCCCUUUUGGAUCUGUCUUCAUUUUGUCAGCAAUUUUUUAAAAAACGAUCCUUUUUUACUAAGUAUAUAUAGAGACUGAUUUGCAAUAAAGAUUUUUGUCUUCUUUC
Messenger RNA from Eublepharis macularius, 3371 nucleotides. RefSeq names its product RNA polymerase III subunit GL (gene POLR3GL). Bases 143 to 799 code for a protein of 218 amino acids. The transcript is spliced from 8 exons. Gene Ontology annotation, biological process: transcription by RNA polymerase III. The record is from RefSeq and is a predicted model, not a curated record. Lineage: Eukaryota; Metazoa; Chordata; Lepidosauria; Squamata; Eublepharidae. Gene Ontology annotation, cellular component: RNA polymerase III complex.